Messenger RNA from Trichosurus vulpecula (common brushtail), 1473 nucleotides. RefSeq names its product RAD9 checkpoint clamp component A (gene RAD9A). Gene Ontology annotation, cellular component: checkpoint clamp complex. The record is from RefSeq and is a predicted model, not a curated record. Bases 104 to 1240 code for a protein of 378 amino acids. NCBI's taxonomy places the organism in Eukaryota, Metazoa, Chordata, Mammalia, Diprotodontia, Phalangeridae. The transcript has 11 exons. Gene Ontology annotation, biological process: mitotic intra-S DNA damage checkpoint signaling; cellular response to ionizing radiation; DNA replication checkpoint signaling.
CCGGGGCCGGCACCGAGGCCCAGCGCGCGGGAAGGGAGCGGGCCCGCGGUGCUGGGGCCGGGCUGGCGGAGGUCGGACGGCGGGGGAGGGCCGGCCCGGCAACAUGAAGUGCCUCGUGACGGGGGGAAAUGUGCGGGUGCUGGGCAAGGCCGCGCACUCGCUGUCGCGCAUCGGAGAUGAGCUGUACCUGGAGCCGCUGGAGGACGGGCUGUCGCUGCGCACGGUGAACGCGUCGCGCUCCGCCUUCGCGUGUUUCCUCUUCGCCCCGCUCUUCUUCCAGCACUACCAGGCGGCCCGGCCCCCGCAGGCGCAGCCACCGCGCUGCAAGGUCCUCAUGAAGUCCUUCCUGUCCGUGUUCCGCUCGCUGGUGGCGCUGGAGAAGACGGUGGAGCGCUGCUGCAUCGCCCUGAGCUCCCAGAGCAACCGCCUGGUCAUCCAGCUGCACUGCAAGCACGGUGUGACCAAGACCCACAACCUGUCCUUCCAGGAGUGCGAGUCCCUCCAGGCCAUCUUUGACCCGGCCCAGUGUCCGCACGUGCUGCGCGCCCCAGCCCGGGUGUUGGUGGAGGCCGUGGCGCCCUUCUCCCCAGCGCUCUCAGAGGUGACGCUGGGUGUGAGCCGGGGCCGCCGGGUGGUCUUCCGGAGCUACCUGGAGGAGGACACAGAUGCUGCCAAGGCCAUGAUGACGGAGAUGAGUCUGAGUGAGGACGAAUUCCAGCAGCUGCAGGCCCAGGAGGGAGCGUCCAUCACCUUCUGCCUCAAGGAGUUCCGGGGUCUCCUGAGUUUUGCGGAGUCUGCUAAUCUGCCCCUCAACAUCCACUUUGAUCUUCCUGGCAGGCCAGCCAUCUUCACCAUCGAGGAUUCGCUGCUGGAUGGUCAUUUUGUCCUGGCUACACUCUCUGAGCCUGACCUCUGCUCUCAGGAGCCUAGUCUCGAAGGACAGGGGGCUCACAGCUCUGGGUCUUCCUCUCUCAGCACAACACACCUGGAUGACUUUGCCAAUGAUGACAUUGACUCUUACAUGAUUGCCAUGGAAACUACUGUGUGUGAAGGGGCAGCAGUGGCCCCCCAGACCCCUUCCCCUGUGUUGGAGGAAGAGGAGGCAGAGCCCAAUGUGGUGCCUGGGACCCCUCCCCUAAAAAAGUUCCGUUCCCUGUUCUUUGGCUCAGUAUUGUCCCCGACAGAGCCCCCCUCUGAGCCCAACCCAGUACUAGCAGAAGACAGUGAUGGGGAGGGCUGAAUCUCAGCUCUUGGGGACACCAAUUGCUGUGCCACCUUCUCAGGAGCAAAGUGGCGAGUUUGCUCCUCUGCCUGCCUGCUCUGAGCUGGAAAAGGCCUGAACUGUUUGGGGAGGGUGGCAGUCUCGAUGGCAGAGAACUUGGCUGCUUCCACCCUGGGCCCUGGGGGGGACCUACAGCUGGGCUGGCUCUGGCCAGACCUCUUCCCUCAAUAAAGACUCUUAAUUCUGAAGCA